UGAAACCUGGGGUGCCACUUUAUAGGGUCCAGAAUGCUAAGCACAGCAGGAAGACUUUUGUGAGAGUGCAAGGCUUUGCUUUACCCAAGACAUUUUUGGAAUCUUUGCGGGUUGGUAAUGAAUUUGGAGGUCUAUAGCUUCCCCAGUAUCAACCCUGGAAUCUCCCGUCACAUUCUUGGGAGUAGAAAGUACCCCCUCAGACUCUAAGAGGGAAUUAAACUCAAUCGAAAAUUGGGGAGUCUUUGCACAACUACCAGGGACACCAAACAGGAACCCUUCCCUGGAGCUGCUGGAACAAAACCCGGCAUCUGGGAAGCCUUUCCAACCUCCCACCUGAGGGCUAGAGGAACACCUGGAAAUUCCAGAAGUCUGGGGGGGGCGUUCUCCUUACCCAUUACCCAAACUAUGUUUCUUCGACGUCUGGGUGGUUGGCUGCCCAGUUCCCUGGGCCACCGAAAAGAACCCCUGCCUGACCCUGACUCUGUGAGAAACAGCUCUCCUGAGAAGUCAGGGAGUGAUUGGGACAGUGCUCCUGACACUGUGGGAGACCCAGGUCAACCUAAGGCUGGGGAUGCCAGGAGACAAAUGAAUAGAGGGAAUCCCCCUGAAUGGAGCAAGGGCUGUCCCAGCCAUGGAGAUCCUGAGAGACUGAGGGACAGAAGAAACUCCCCCAACCUGAGCAUUGAUGUGCCCCAUUGUGAGGAGUCCAGGUCACUGGAAGCUAGGAGAACGAUCUCCGUAAAUUCUAAAGACUCAAAGGGAGAAGUAGCUCUUAAACGUGGAACAAACUCCUCUAAUUCUGAGGCUCCUAUGGAGAAAAUAAGGCAUGACCAUGGGCUGCUGGGCUGGCUUCAGGGGGAAACAAAUAGAGGGUUGGGGGCCCACCCACAGUACUUGGGGGGUUCUGAGGAAUGGCUUCAGAUCUCCACCAAUCUGACCCUACACUUGCUGGAAUUGCUGGCUUCAGCCUUGCUCGGGCUAUGUUCCAAGCCCUUGCGCCUGGUUCUAGAUGCCUUAGGUCUUCGGGGGCCUUUGGGGCUUUGGCUGCAUGGACUUCUCUCCUUCCUUGUUACUCUCCAUGGACUUCAUAUGGCCCUUACUCUGCUCACUGCACACCCCUUCCACUUUGCCUGCCUGUUUGGCCUUCUGCAGGCCCUGGUACUGGUUGUCAGUCUCCGAGAGGGCACCCAGGUGCCGGAGGAGGAAAAGAAAUACAAAUGGGAGGGGGGGGAAGGAAGAGAUAGGGAGAAGGAAGAAGAGAUUAAAGGAUAGGAGGGAGUGUGACCAUGAUUAUAGGGUGCUGCCUUAGGAUUGAGGAACACAGGGACUUCAGGUAAAAGUCUCCAAGGUGGUACCAUAGAGACCCUCUCCACCCUGCAACAGGUUAGGGGUGUUAUCCUCUAAUUCAUCAGCUAUUGUCACUUUUUUCUUUAGUGUUAUUCUCUAUACCCCAGUGGGAAAAAAAAGUAUCACACCCCUUCCUCACCCCAUUUAUAAUGGAGAGUAAGGACAACAGUAACAGGACAGUGCUCUGGGUCCAAGAAGAGGGAGGGCAAAACAGAGGGUGGGAGGAGUGGGGAUCUAUUGGAUACUAGGAUUUUAGCCAUAAAUGCAUAAUGGGGAAGGAUGUCAGCAAAAAAAAAACAAAAAAACAAAAAAACAAACAAAAAAAAAAAACUGAUGGAUCAGAAAAGCAUAGGUUGAGGAGAGAAGAUGUGCUUGAAACUAGAGAGCCAAUUAAAAUGAAAGGAGAAGCACAAUGCUCCAGGAAACUCAGCAAAAAAGCCUUAAGACGCCACAACAAAGAUCUCUGGAAACACCCUUGGCCACCUUGGAUUUUUCAUUGUUGCACUGCACUGAUCUCCUAAAUAUACCACUACUGAAAGGGAAGUUAA
Messenger RNA from Sarcophilus harrisii (Tasmanian devil), 1895 nucleotides. RefSeq names its product chromosome 4 C6orf47 homolog (gene C4H6orf47). The transcript has a single exon. The record is from RefSeq and is a predicted model, not a curated record. Bases 406 to 1272 code for a protein of 288 amino acids. Lineage: Eukaryota; Metazoa; Chordata; Mammalia; Dasyuromorphia; Dasyuridae.